AUGAAAAAUCUGAAUGCUCUUGCAAGAUUCAUGUCAGGAUUUAUAUUGACCAGGGAUGCAUUGGAUCGGAGAGAGAAAGGAUCAACAAAGAUUCGGGCUAAACCAAAUCUCCAUUCCAAAAGUUUUUCAAGGAACAAAUCACUGACCAGCACUACAUGUGGAGAUUCUGAGGACUGCACUUCACUGAUGAAAACAAGACUGUCCUUGGGGAAGUUUUUGCCGGAUCUUUCGUGGUUGGUUGUUGCUUCGAUCAUGAAAAACAUUGUGUUUCACAUAAGAACAGUGCAGACCAAGAUUGUUUAUAAGAUUGUAACAGAUGAAGAAGGCUCCAGCAGCAGCAGCUCUUUGAGUUCGAUGAAUACCACAGAGGAAGACGGUGUUUCACUAUCGAUAGUGGUUCAGUUUAACCCUGUGGGCCGAGGAUUCUCAAGAUCUUGA
This is a messenger RNA of Microthlaspi erraticum, 438 nucleotides long. The record is from the annotation of a GenBank genome assembly. Lineage: Eukaryota; Viridiplantae; Streptophyta; Magnoliopsida; Brassicales; Brassicaceae.